AUGGUGAGCGCAUCCAGCCUCCUGCUCCCGUCCUCCAUACGGGACCUCGCCUCCUGCGUUUCCGACGGCGCGGUCCGCGUCGCCUGCACCACGCCGUCCUCCACCCUCACGGCCACCUCCACCACCACCACCUCCUCGUCCUCCUCCUCCUCCCCCUCCACGCUCUCGGUCGCCUUCUCCUACCGCACCACCCCGCAGUCGCCGACCUCGCCGCCGCUCCUCCUCCGCCUCACCUGGUCCCACACCCCGCUCCGUCCACCGACGCUCUCCUUCGCCGGGCCCACCGCGUCGUCCCCCGCCAUCCUCCUCCGCCGCCGCAAGGGCACCCGCUCCCUCCCCUCCACCUCGUCCCACCCCGCGCUCGCGCUCUUCUGGGACCUCACCGCCGCCAGGUACGACGCCGCGGGCGGCGCGUCCCCGGAGCCGGUCUCCGGGUUCUACAUCGUCGCCGUGGCCGACGCCGAGGUGGUGCUGGCCGUCGGCGACCUGGCGUCCGAGUUCGUCAAGGCCAAGUUCCAGGGCCAGAUCCCCAAGGCGCGGUCCAUCCUCCCCGUGGCGCGCGCCGACCGCGUCGUCGUGGCCGCGGCGACCGCCGCCACCGCGGUGCACGCCGCAAGGGUCCGCUUCGCGGAGGGCGCGCCGGAGCACGAGGUCACCGUGGGCUGCUGCUGCUCGACCAGGGGCGGGAAGGAGGGGGAGGAGGAGCUCUGGGUCAGCGUGGACGGCAAGCGCGCCGUGCACGCGCGCCGCCUGCGCUGGAACUUCCGGGGCAACCAGACGGUGUUUGUGGACGGCGCGCCCGUCGACGUCCUCUGGGACCUCCACGGCUGGUGGUUCCGCGACCCGCCCGGGCGCGCCGUCGUCAUGCUCCGCGCCAGGACCGCGCUCGAGAGCAGGCUCUGGCUCCAGGAGGAGGCCCAGGCGCCGGCCUUCGCGCUCCUCGUCCAGGCAUUCAAGACGCCGCCUUGA
Molecule: messenger RNA, 969 nt
Organism: Miscanthus lutarioriparius
Lineage: Eukaryota; Viridiplantae; Streptophyta; Magnoliopsida; Poales; Poaceae
Source: the annotation of a GenBank genome assembly